Molecule: messenger RNA, 2352 nt
Organism: Leptopilina heterotoma
Lineage: Eukaryota; Metazoa; Arthropoda; Insecta; Hymenoptera; Figitidae
Product: protein CEPU-1-like
Exons: 9
Coding region: 167-1555 (462 amino acids)
Cellular component (GO): neuron projection
Source: RefSeq, a predicted model, not a curated record
AUUUGGACCACAGUUGCAUUCGCGUCGGGAUCGAGGUCGGAAUUUAUACCGAAUGCUUCCGAAAAUUUCAUCCCCCUCAGAUUAAGUUUCUGCGCAACAGUUAUGUAUUUGCUGAUCUUACUCAACUUACUCCUUUGAACUUUGUCACGCGGACGCGUGCGGUCGUAUGGCGUAUGGCUUGCCCUAUGGAAUGGCCUUACAUAAAAUUAUUAUCUGCUCUCUGCUGCCUAUCAUUCUGUAUUUAUUAAUUGGUUCUAAAGGUUCAGAAGUGCCGAGAAUUGAAUCUGAACCGGAAUUUCAAAUGCCUCUUGAAAAUUACACAGUUCCACAAGGUCGAGAAGUUGUUUUUACCUGCGUCGUUAAUCAUCUUCAAUCUUACAAGGUCGCUUGGAUAAAAUCGGACUCGAGAGCAAUUCUGGCUAUUCAUACUCACAUGGUUGCACAUAAUCCACGUCUGUCAGUCACUCAUAAUGGAUUUGACACGUGGAAGCUGCACGUGGCCAAUGUCCAGGCGAAUGAUUCUGGCACAUAUAUGUGUCAAGUUAACACCGACCCUAUGAGAAGUCAGACUGGCUACAUGAAUGUUGUUAUUCCACCGGAUAUAAUGGAUCUCGACGAGAAUUCCGAUCGUUUAACAACCGAGGAGAAAGGUGAGAUUAGUCUCCGAUGCAAUGCCACUGGAACUCCUGAACCGGAAAUCACUUGGCGCCGAGAGGAUGGCAAGAACAUUACUCUAAGAGACAAAAAAGAGCAACAAGUCGUGAAAAUACACAAGGGUAAGCAGCUGCACCUGACGGGUAUUCUGAGACAAGAGAUGGGGUCGUAUCUGUGUAUUGCAUCGAAUGGAAUACCUCCCACGGUCAGCAAGAGGUAUUACGUAAACGUUUUGUUCAAACCGACAGUGACGAUUGAUAAUCAAUUAAUAGCAGCGCCAAUUGACAAAAAAGUAUCUUUAUUUUGUUCUGUCGAGUCAUCGCCGAAAUCACUGAAUGUUUGGUACAAGGAUGAUGUCAAGAAAAUAUUACCGAGUGAAAAAUAUGACGUACAAGAAUCUCAAGUGAACGACUACACUUUUCAGUCGAAUUUAACGAUAAAAAAUUUGAAGCUGAGUGAUUUUGGAAGAUAUUCCUGCUUCUCGGAAAAUGCUCAUGGCAAAGAUCAAGUAACCAUAAGACUUCAAGAAUUACAUCUGGAGAAAACAACGGUGACGCCAAUUCGAUCAACUGAAUUAUCGGGAAUUGGACAUAAAAAAUACAAUCUUAAUGAAAAAAAUGGAAGAAAGUAUAACAUGAAUUCUUUAGGUAGGGAAAAGUCGCAGAAUUUCCUCGGGAAAGUUGAGAAGUCAAAUAACAGCAUUCAAGCACCAAGAACGAAAUUGUCGAAAGCUGUUGCAACGAAAAUUUUAAAUCCCCCAUCCUCUCAUCCCGCUCUUUCUCCAGCUUCAGCGCAUUUUCCACCAGUUGAUUUUGAAAUGUAUAAUAAUAACGCUGGAUACUUCUGUUUAAAUUGGCUCAGAAUAAUUGUCAUUCUAUUGACUCUAUUAAUUUCUUUUUAAGAAACCAUUUUUUUUCUUUUUAAAUUUUUAAGUUUCACAAUUUCUUUCUCUUUUCUUUUUAUGGAAAAGAAGAAUUCUCUAUAGUUAAAGAUUUUAUUAACUUCAUGAUAAAUUAAUAAUUAAUAAUUGAUAAUUAAUAAUUAAUAAUAAAUUAAUAAAUUUAUUAUACAAUUUUAUUUUCAAUUCCCGAGGAGGCAAAAAUUUAAACCUAAGGGACCCAACAAACGCAUAAUCAAAAUUCUUCCCAUUGUUACAGUAUUUCAAAUAAUCCUUCGAAUUUUGUAAUUUAAUGUAAAUAGUAACGAAGCGAAUUUUGAUAGAGUCGAUUUUUUUUUAAUUGUUCAGUUGAUCUUUUUAUUGUAAAUAAAAAUAUAGAAAUUAAGUUAAUUUAAUUUUUGUUGUUGGAUAUUUUUCUCAUAUUUUUUCUCAUUACAAAUAAAGUUGCAAUGUACCAUAUAUAAAAAAUAAUUCCAGUAAUAAAUAAUCAACUUGAUCCUUGUGUAAAUAAUAAAAAAUGUUUAUAUGACAAUAACUUAAUUGUAUUGUAGAAAUAAUGUUGCAUUUGAAUAAUAAAUUUUAACAGACGUAGAUUUUAAUAAUAUAGAAUAAUUAAAAAUAAUUUACGAUCUCAACUUGAUAAAAAAAAGAGACUUAAUUUUAUAAAAGUUGCAAUUUAUCAUUUAAGACUGAUAUGAAUUUGUGUUCAAUGUUUCUUAAAUAUUUACUGAAGACGAUGUAUAAAUUAUUAGUUUAUAUAAUAUAGUAAUUAAAUUGCAGUCUGAGUAAAUAAAAACAGU